GAAAAAACAUUGUACGUACUACAUUGUAUAUCGUACCUACCUAGGCACCUAAGGUUCCUGAAAUGGCGUCACUGACGUAUUUUUAGCUCUUCUCUCAGACCCUUUUUUUUUAACUGCUUAGCAAGUUAACAAAUCACUCGAUCAAAUUAAAUAUACCUAACCAAUUACCAAUUUUGUGUAGCAUCAGCUUCUUUUGCUUUCAUUUCUUCGUCUCUAAAAAUAAAAAUAAAAUGGAAUUAUUACCAUAGACACAAGGAUUACAGUGGGUUGAUAUAGUUAGGUAUUAAACGUGGGGAACCAAUUAUAUAGAGAAGAGGAACAAAAGGGAAGGGAAGAAAAGAAAAGGAAAGGAAAAUGUCUUUGAGCGACCAUCCUAAAGCAUAUGGCACAGCAGCUGUAGCAGUUGCUUUUACUGCCGGAAUCUUCGUAACUCUCGGUUUCAAAGACCUAUACCCGGACUUAGAGCGGCGAUUCCAACAGCGUGGGCCGCGGAGAAUUCAACGGAGCGUUCCAGAUAACCGGCGAUCCAGUUUAUUCUGGGGAGGUCCAGUUGAGCUUAAAGACACUGAAGUACCUGAAGCUCUGGUCCCCCGCGACGACGGCGUCAGCGAUGGAAUCGAAGGAUGCAUCGGGCGAACCCCGCUGAUUCGGAUCCACAGCCUUUCCGAGGCCACGGGCCGUACUAUCCUGGCGAAAGCAGAGUUCCUUAAUGGCGCCGGGAACAGCCCCAAGGAUAGGGUUGCGCUUAAUAUGAUCCAGGUCGCCGAAGAGGAAGGAUUUCUGAAGCCCGGUCGUGGGGAUACUAUUUACGAGGGCACCGUCGGCAGUACGGGCAUAUCGAUUGCCGCCUUGGCUCGUGCUAAGGGGUAUCGCGCUCAUAUCUGCAUGCCUGACGACCAGGCCCGUGAGAAAUCCGACUUACUACAUCACCUGGGCGCGACUGUGGAGCGGGUUCCGGUACAGCCUAUCACAUCCCCCGAGCAUUUCGUGAACCUAGCACGACGUCGGGCAAUAGAACACACGCGCUCAAAGGCAGACUCUAGCGUCGGAUUCUUCGCAGACCAAUUCGAAUCUCAGUCCAACUGGCAAGCACACUUCAAGACCACCGGCCCAGAGAUCUACGCACAGACACACGGACAAAUCGACGCCUGGGUAGCAGGCGCCGGGACGGGAGGUACCAUUUCAGGGGUAGCCAAGUACCUAAAAGAGGAAGCAAAGCUGAAGAACCUAAAGGUAGUAUUAGCAGAUCCACAGGGCAGUGGGCUAUACAACAAGGUCCGACACGGUGUCAUGUACUCGUCCACGGAGAAGGAGGGCACGAGGCGGCGGCAGCAAGUCGAUACGAUUGUAGAAGGCGUAGGGAUUAACCGAAUUACGGAGAAUUUCGAAGCCGGGCGGGACUUGAUCGACACGGCAGUACGAGUUACAGACGAGCAAGCGUGCAAGAUGGCGCGGUGGCUAGUUGAAAACGACGGCAUUUUUUGCGGUAGCAGCAGUGCCGUAAAUUGCGUUGCUGCCGUCGUCACAGCGCUCUCCCUUCCCGAAGGAAGCCAGGUUGUUACCGUGCUAUGCGAUUCCGGGACAAGACAUCUGAGCAAAUUCUGGAAGCAAAUCGCGGAGAUGGGCCUAGAAGACGAGCCCAAGGCGGAUAAUCUACUGACUCUACUGGGAAUAGAAAACCUAAGGUGAGGGGAAUGUUUAUGUAUGGUAUUGGCCGAUACGGACCUGGGUUGUUACAAAGUACAAGGGAUUACUAGCUUCUUGUUGGGCGAAUUCCCUAUGCCAUUAAGUUAUGGUACACUGUGCUACCUCGCGUCUAAAGCCACUUGGUAGGGGAAACUAAAUUAACGAUGGCGCAAAGCCAGUCCACAAUCUUAAAAUCUCGGAAUCGAGAAUAGGGAAGUAUUGACACC
Molecule: messenger RNA, 1913 nt
Organism: Daldinia caldariorum
Lineage: Eukaryota; Fungi; Ascomycota; Sordariomycetes; Xylariales; Hypoxylaceae
Product: PALP-domain-containing protein
Exons: 1
Coding region: 355-1689 (444 amino acids)
Cellular component (GO): cytoplasm
Molecular function (GO): cysteine synthase activity
Source: RefSeq, a predicted model, not a curated record